Messenger RNA from Hemibagrus wyckioides, 7476 nucleotides. RefSeq names its product zinc finger and BTB domain containing 34 (gene zbtb34). Gene Ontology annotation, biological process: regulation of transcription by RNA polymerase II. Bases 170 to 1690 code for a protein of 506 amino acids. Lineage: Eukaryota; Metazoa; Chordata; Actinopteri; Siluriformes; Bagridae. Gene Ontology annotation, molecular function: RNA polymerase II cis-regulatory region sequence-specific DNA binding; protein binding; DNA-binding transcription factor activity, RNA polymerase II-specific. The record is from RefSeq and is a predicted model, not a curated record. The transcript is spliced from 2 exons.
UCGAGUGGAAGACGGAGAUUGGGUAGUGACAACAGCAGCAGCAGCUGGUGACGGAGGUGGAGGAGGAGGAGGAGGGUAGACUGGAGCUAAAGAGUGGCGCUCCGGGGGAAUGGACAGCAUUUAAAGCCACAACGGUUUUCUGGCAACCAGGUGAAACGUCAGUGGAGUCAUGGAGGACGACAGCAGCUUCAUAGAGUUUGAUGUGCCAGAGUUCAGCAAUACUGUCCUUAAGCAGCUCAAUGAGCUGCGGCUCCAGGGUAAGCUCUGCGAUAUUAUUGUGCACAUCCAGGGCCGACCAUUCCAGGCACACAAAGCUGUGCUGGCUGCCAGUUCACCAUAUUUCCGUGACCAUUCAUCUCUAGGCACCAUGAGUGGGCUCUCCAUCUCAGUGAUCAAGAACCCCGCAGUGUUUGAGCAGCUAUUAACCUUUUGCUAUACGGGACACAUGGAGCUACAUCUGCGUGAUGUUGUAAGUUUCCUCACUGCUGCCAGCUUCCUGCAAAUGCAGGCUGUCAUUGACAAGUGUACACAGAUCCUGGAGGGCCUCCACUCAAAGAUUAGUCUGCCUGUGGUUUCUGGCCGGGCAGAAGCUGAAGAAGACCUUGAUUCUAGAGCUGGACACAAUGGUGCAAAAGAUGUGGGCAUUUUUUUGAAUCCUACCCAGAUUUCCCCACCUUAUUACCCUAGGAAAAGCCAUCGAGUAGAGGCAAGUGGAGGUGGAAAAGGGCUUGCACACUUAACAGAGGAAGGGCAAUCGGAUCGAGGAAGUGAUUGUGCUUCAGAGCAGGAGGCAUCAAUGGAAGCAGAGCCUGAUCACGUGGACUUGAUUGAGAAGAAUGGGCAAGUCACCGACAUUCAAAUCAAGCUGGAAAAAACAGAGCGGCCCACCUACUCAGACAGCUCGUCAGCGGGCGAUGAUAGCUACCACACAGAACUGGUGGAUGGUGAGCAAGUUUUAGCUGUGACUGUAGGACCUUAUGGGCCAGUGCCAUCCCCUGCUCAGUACACCUAUUCGACACUCUCUUCAUCUUGCUUUGUAGGUAUCAGUCCAUCCAGUCCCUCUCAGUCGAUUCUCAGCGGGCUUCGAGGUGGCCGCACCAGACCUAAGCGCAGUAUGCCAGUCCCAGCUGAUGUUCUUCCUCAGCUUAAGCCAGGCACAGAGGAUGGAGAGGGAAUAGCAUCUGGAGUUGUUUUUGAGAAUGACGUCAGGGAACGAGGUCUGCGUGGCCACUGGUAUCCCUUCAACGAGCGCCUUGUGUGUGUCUACUGUGGCAAGUCCUUCAACCAGAAAGGCAGCCUGGACCGCCACAUGCGUUUGCACAUGGGCAUUACUCCAUUUGUCUGCAAGUACUGUGGCAAGAAGUACACUCGCAAAGACCAACUAGAGUAUCACAUCCGUGGUCACACAGACAAUAAACCCUUCCACUGCCAGAUUUGUGGCAAGUGCUUCCCUUUUCAGGGCACCCUCAACCAGCACUUGCGUAAGAAGCACAUGGGUUCCGGCGUUGAGAUGAACAACCACACAGGCCCACAAGGAGACGCAGCAGAUGGCCAAAGAGGGGCACCAGUGGAGGUCUCCGAGAACGUCUACAAUGAUGCAUAUAACGAAGAUGGGUCUGCAAAAAUCGCAAGCGAGGAGAGUGUAAAGGGCACUGCUGAAGAACCGCCUGGGUCCAGAUGUGAUUAUUAAGUAAUUGAGAUAAUAGUGAGUUUCAUUCUGCGAUGUGCAGCCUUUAAAGUUUGACCGUUUGUAGAGAAGUAGGUGUUGAACCUGCCUUGCACAUUUUCUAUUUGUGCAUUUUUGUGAUCUGGUUUAAGAAGAGAUAACGCAUUCUUAAUAAGCAAGUUUUUCAAAAGGUGAGGGGAAUUGUAGUCAGGGAGAAGGAUUGAGUGGGAUAUCUCAAUAAUUAAGGCCUUUAAAGAGUUUUUUUAAAUGUUUUUUUAUAGAUAAAUAUUUCCAUGUUUUUAAGCGUAGAGUAAUAUAGGCAUGUUGCAAUAAUGAAUAAUGUGAAAGCUCAGAUAAGAUGCUUGUCAUAUCAUGCUUUUACCUGACCUGUUUUUGCACAUUUGGCCUUAAGUAGGCCAAUAACUCACAAGGAUUGGUUUUACCUACCAGUGCAAAAGCUCUGUGACACAUCUGUUCAAUACCUCAUCAUACAAUGUAACAUACUCAAAAUAAGACAGUAUUGUCAGUUUAUUUAGCUUCAAUCGGGUUCUUCCUCAGUCCAGAACCUGAAAGGAAGUCAAGAUGCAUCUUGUUUUAAAGGUUUCAGUUGCUUUUACAUAGCAAUAUUGGCACAACACAUUUCCACUACACAAAACCUUGGUACUACAGUGAACUUUCUUUGAGUCUGUAUGAAAUCCUAACUGCUUUUAUUAGAUUUGUUAAAAAUGCUAUAUGUUUUAGAGAGAGGUGCUUUUUGGGUGGUUAGGGUUAAGUUGAUUUAUAGUCUACCUGCUCUGUGCAGCAUUAAGGAUGGGGAAUUAAACAAACCGAUAUUAUGACUUGUAUAGGUAUUUACAUCAACAGCAAAAAUAUACACAUAACUGACAUAACUGAUUAUUUAUAAUGCAAGAAAACAUAUUUCCUCUAGAUUUUUAGAGAUUUUAAUACAAGGAAGUCAUUAUAUUUAAAAAAAAAAAAAAAAUACAACAAAUCAGAAGAGCUAAUGUUGAUUUGAGUUUUACUGUUGCAAUAUUUGUUUGUUGUUGGUUUUCUAACAACAACUUGUGCUGGGCCAGAGCUUCCACUGUAAAAAAUCCUAAUGCUCAGAAACCUCUCUGAGCAGCACAGUUAUAAUCUCAGUACUGAAAAUCAUGCCGAAACUCCUCAACACUAAACAAGCAUUGAAUGCAUUUUUAGAUUAGAUUAGUGUAAGAUGAGUGUCAGUACAAGCUAAUAGAUAGUGUGUUGCUAUACACAGCUCUGGUGAGCCACAUCAGCCAGCUUGGGGAUGAAUGUCUUUUGUUGCCCUUAAAGCUUCCUUUAAUUUAUUCAACAUCAGAAAUAUUUAGAGGAAGUGUCAAUUUCAAUUCUGUCGGUAUAAUCUUAGCUUCUAUAUUUGUGAAGAAAUUACCAAAAAAUUUUUUUUUACGAAUUUGUUGAAAUUUCCUUUUACAGAGUUGGCACUCAAACUCCUUAGAAAUUUGAUUAAGUACUAAUCCCAAGAUCACUGCUUCUUAAAUCAUCAUCAGCAGUGCAAUAUCAUUUUACACACACACAAAAGCAGGAAUAUCAGGCACUAAAAGGGAUUAUAUAUUCUUAAGCUCAAAAUAACUGUGCCUGUCAGAAUUGGGUCAAUAAGUUUCUCAUCUUAAAACAAGAAUAUAAGCACUGUCUGCAAGAAAACGUCGAUGAUACUCUAUAUACAGUCAUUCAUUUUUAUAUUUUUAAACAUGAAAGGAUUAUUUGAGCUUAGAGUGUUUAAAAAUGUAAAGCUUGUAGAUAUGGAAUUGAUUCUAGGAGCGUGUUUGUCUAACAGUGAGAAGAAUGCUGCUGCGCUAUUAGCCAUAAAAUAUGACUCUGGAAAUUAACUCUAAAACCUACUGUUGGGGAAAUCAUAGUAAUCUUAUCUAUUCAGGCCAAAAAGAAGUAUAAACAGUUGUACUGUUCAAAGUUCUGACAGUAUUUUUUAAAUCUACUGAAAAAUGAACUUCUUAGCCUUUAGAUUAAACCUUGUUGUCUUUGAAGGCACACAAGUUUUCAUCCCCAAGAAUGAAACUUUUAUGUAUGGCAAAUUUUAUGUAAUCUGGAUGACUGUAAGAUUUUCUUUCUUCACUGACCGACAUUAGAUAAUGGUGUUUGUUCUAAUCUCUGUGGUCUCCAGUCUACUUCACACUUCCAUUAUAAGUUAGCUGAAAAGGUUUACCUCUGACAAUCUGUGGAUAUAUUUUUCCAAGUAGUUUGGAAAACGUUGACUCACAAUGCUCUAUUUAUACUCUUCAAAAUUUGUGUUAAUAAUUCAGUCACUGUAAACGUUGAGUGCUCUUUGCCCUGCAAGACACUUGUGCAGAUUGCCCCAGGGCUGGCAUGGCCUCUUUAACACAUACCACUUAUGCUAGGCAUUUCGCAUUUACUAUCGAAACCCCCUUACUGAAAAUCAUAGCACUUAAUUUGAAAUUAUUCGUCAUUAGCCUGUGUCUACAGUAUUGUAAUGUUUUUCCUCAUUUUAUAGAUAACAUACAGCAUUUUCUUCCUUAGACCAAAGCAGAUGGUUUUAUGGUUAAUGUACUAAUGGUGCUUUCUUUUUCUUUUCUUUUUUCCAUUAUUUUAUAGACACUGUUAGUUUAUUUAAAUCAGUUUGGCUUCAUAUUUCUAUGUUUUAUGUUGUGAGUACUUUCAAGGAAACUGUCAAACCCUUUGUCUUAAAAAGGCUUGUUAUGUAAGGUGAGAUUUCGCACUGAGAAAAGUACCAGUGCUUUAGAGAAUCCUGUGGAGGUUCUGUUUUCUUUUAACUUUUCCUUAAAUAUGUUUUAUUUAGCUUUUUAUCCUUUUUUUUUUCUUUUUCUUAAGUGUUUUUCUUGUGAAAAAAUUGUCAAAAGGUUUCAAAGCCUAGGUUUGCGAGCAGGUAUAAACUGAUUGUUGCUAGUUGCAUGUCUGUACUCAGAAUGGCUGUAGCAGUCAGCAGUGAUCAUCGGAAGGUCCCUUUCCAUUUUGAGAAUGAAGAGUAGCUGACAUUCUACACAACAGAUGGUCUACAGUCAAUUAUGUACCUACCAUAAGAUGGAUGUACUCAUAUCUAGUGCCCACAGCUAUUGUUCUGGUGAAAAUGACAUGUUUUUGAUCACAUGUAUUAAAGAGAUUAGAGUAUGUCUGCCUAAUAGUUAAUGCAAUCUUGGCCACUAACCAAAGAGCAAGCCAAAAAAAUGUGUGUGAUAGUUAUGUACACUGCGCAGUUGAGUGUUAAGAGCAAACCCAAAUCCCACAACCAUUGAGAAAUCAUGAAAUUAUUUUGAGUUCUUAUGUGUUUUUUUUCUUCUUCUUUUUUUUUUCUCUCUCUGGCUCCUUAUUUUAAUUCCUCUCUCCAUACUCUCCUUUUUUUUAAAAAUGUGUAUGAACAAAGGAGCAAAUCUGCUUCAUUGCAGUUAAGGUAAAUGUAACUUAAGCCAUAAACAUGUGAUAGCAGUGGUGGAAUGACUGGAUGUUUUAUUUCUUUGAAGAACAAAUAAGUUUGAAACAUCAGUUCUUAUUGAAUAAUCUGUAUUAGGAUUAAAUCUGUGCCUUGCCACAAGAAAUGCUAAUUUACCCGAUAUACCCCUUUUCUAAAGUCGGUUACAGGACAGAUACAUUGUUUGUGCAUGAAUCAGUUCAUUUUGGUCAUGUGUAUUUAUCAAGCAAUUGACACUUAUGCUUAUUAACACCACUUGUCAGGGUUCUCGCUUUAUAAAUGCAUAUAAUCUUGUACCUGUUGCUUUUAUGUGUUAUACUAUGUGUUAAAGUUUUACAGAGUUAAGAAGUUAAAUGCAGUAGCAGAGGUGUUGCAUUAAUAAAUGUAAUAUGCAGUUUUGACCGGAAGAGAUUGUAGCAGGUCAUAAAGGGACAAUCAGACAGCUUCAUACACGCGAAGCUACCUCUUGAAAUAAGUGAUAUUAUACCUUCGACUAUUGAAUUUAACUUUAAUUAGAUUUUGGUGAGAAUGAAUCCUUUUAUUGUGCCAGCCACUCUGCAGUUUAAUAUUGAAGUGCAUGCUAGACCACUUGUAGAUGUAGAUAUGUACUGCAUGGUGGUUACCACAUUUAUAACAAAAACUGAGAUGGAGAUCUGUAUUUCUGUUUAUAUAUUUUAUUUUUGUUUUAAAUGUUAUUGUCUGGCAUGCACUUAAGAUGAACUUUCUUUUUUUUAAUGUAAUCAAAAGAUAUUCUAAAUAGAGGGGACUAGCUUACCAUAACUUACUCCUCUUUAAUGGGACUCAAAUAUAAGGCCUCAAAUAUUUCACUUCUAGGGAGUUUUAACCUUUUUAAUGGUGCUUUUAGACUGGUCAGGUGUAUUUGAUUUUCUAUACUAAUACAUAUGUACAUAAGGGACAUGGUGAUUUUAAAUAUGGUUGAGUAUAACAAGAUUAGUGUCAAUCAAUUCAUUUUGAACUGUUCACUGUUUGUGUUCAAAUCGCAGAAAGGCCAGGCAGUUACUAUGAGCUGUGAGCAUGAAUCAGAAUUAAGGGUUCAAAGGAAUAGCUAUAGGACUACUUUAAGAAUUUGCAGCUUGUCCUUAUAUCAAAGCUGACUUGCUUCAGGUAGUUUAUGAACACUGAUAUUAGUUACAAAGUCUUCCAUUGCUUCUCUGCUUCCAACAUGUCCCCACUGUGUGAUAUGCAAAAGCAAUAUCCUUUUUUUAAACAGUUUGGCACUGCAGUCUGUUGCACAUUACAGAAGAAUCAAGUGUCAAUGUGAGUGCUAUCGGUGAUAUCAGGGAGCCAUGGAGAUGAUGAUGAUGAUUAUAAUGAUUAUUACUAAGAGUCUUGUGAAAAUUUGGAUACAUUGUGUGGAAAUGCUUCAUAGUUUGGCUUCUUGGUUUAAUACGGUUCAUAGGCCAUAUAUCAACCGAAAGCUACGAGUUUCUGAGCCUCAUGGAUGUUUUGUUUGUGCAUUUGUCGACAUUUGAACUCCAUCCAUCUGCCACGUCACUGCAGCCAGUUCAAUGCUGUAUCUGUAUCAAAAAUGAAACGGCAUCCUGGGGGGGGGGGGAUAUGCUGCUUCCCUGAGAGCCAGAAGAUAUCUUCCACAUCCUCGUAUACUGGGACUGCAGAUCAAAUUAAGACCAUCAGAGCUUGUACACACCGUACUGAAAGUAAUAAGUAUGUCUUAUUGGUGGAUUUCUGCUAUCAAACAGUCCUUGGAAUUCUGUUUGCUUCUAGUUCUCAUGUAUUCUGUGAUAUGGCAAAAAAAAAAAAAAUACAACUCAGGGUUUACUAGUAUUCAGCUAUGGCCACUUUGGACAUGCAGUGCAUUUUGUAUGUUCAAAUUAAUCAUGCACUUUUACUUCAGGUUGGGGAAGCAAGUCCUCAGUCAAUGGUUCCCAAAAAAAUCAGUCUGCCUCAUGGGUGUCUGUAAAACACCCACCUUUUUUCCGUUUUUACUUUCUGUAUCCAUGGGUUGAGCACAGGGCUUUAGCAUCGAGGAAACGCUGGAGAUCUUUGAGCCUUUUCCAUGGAAGUAUCUCUCUGUAAUCCACUAUAUUAACAACCUCACAAACCCUACUGUGAACCUCAGAAAUUCUACUGUUUUAUACAAUUAUGAAGUACAUUAAAGCUAGCUGGUGCCAAUGCUGUAAACAUUAACUCGCCAUUUUUGAAUUUUGUUUCAUAGCAUGAAAUAAUAUAUUUAUUCAAAUGAUAUAUUUUGCUCAUAAUCAUUCUGUGCUGCUUUUUUGUUUGUUUUACAGAGCUUGUAAAUUGCUUUUUUAUGAUCUAUAAAUGACAAUAGAUGCACAAAAUGCAAACUGCAUUUAUUCGUAAAAUAAAGAUGCUGAUUUGGCAA